AUGCGAAUUCUAUCGGUGCAUCUGGUCGUUUUUCUGAUGGUAUGGCUAUCAGCAUCACAAGCAAUAGCUGUGUCAUACGAAUUCACUCGUUGUACAAGACAAUGUGGAAAUGUUGAGAUCCCCUAUCCGUUUGGAAUUGAACCUCAGUGUUACAUGGAUAAGAGUUAUGAAGUAACUUGCAACAUCUCCUUCAGCCCUCACAAACCUUUCUUAACCAGCAUCAACAUGGAAUUGCUUCAAGUUUCACUACGUGAAGGCCAAGUUCGAGUCAACAAUCCGGUUAUUUCUUCCAAUUGUAGCAACUCAGCCCCUUCUAGAAGGGUUUAUAAUUUGUCAGGAAGCCCUUUCAUCUAUUCAAAUACUUCUAACAGAUUCACAGCCAUGGGUUGUGACAACUAUGCAAGGCUUAGUCAGGGUGGUGCUGUCGUCGGAGGUUGUCUGUCGAUGUGUGAUCGGACUCCAGGCAACACAAGUGGUUGCUAUGGCCUCAACUGCUGCCAGACCAUCAUCCCUCCUCAGGUCAAGUCAUUUGAAGCAAACAUGACAAAGAUUUUGAACAACAAUGAUGGUGAAGGGUGUAGUUCUGCCUUCAUGGUUGAGCAAGAUUGGCUUAAUUCUAAAUUUCUUAAUGAUGUGCAACCAAUGGAAUAUGUUCCUGCAAUACUCCAGUUUGGCACCUAUCAAGGGUUUUGCGAUAUAAGUAAAACUUCAGACGUUAUCCUUUGUAGCUUUGAUGGUUACUGUUGGAAUCGGUUAAGCCAAAGUCAUUGUAUUUGCAAUGGAUGCCAAGACAAUGUGGAUAGGUGCUUAGAUCCUGGGACCUAUAGCUGUCGUUUGCUCUUAGCAAUGGAGUUAGAAAUGAUCAGAGCUUCACAAGGAGCUUCUUCCACCAUUCAAGAAGGUUAUGAAGAGGUCGAUUAUACUGCAGGUGACAUUGCUGGGCCAUGGGAUACUUCAUCAACUGCAACUGGAUCAUUUUUCAAUAGUAGCACUGUAUCGGUGCAAAUAGAUAGGCAACCAUCUCUACUUUAA
This is a messenger RNA of Dovyalis caffra, 1032 nucleotides long. NCBI's taxonomy places the organism in Eukaryota, Viridiplantae, Streptophyta, Magnoliopsida, Malpighiales, Salicaceae. The record is from the annotation of a GenBank genome assembly.